AUGGAUGCUAUCGAAACUCUGAAGCUGGAAAUCAUGAACACAAAGAAUCCAAAGGAACCUGAAGAAUCUGGCCAGCCCUUGAUGGAGUUUCUGUCAAUGAAGAGGAAGUAUUAUGAGGAUGAGGAAGGGAUUCUCUCGGACUAUUCGAGCGGAAAAGAGAAAGAUUUGAUUAGCAUUUCAGCUGAUUAUGACAAGAAACAAAAAGGAAUCCUGGAGAUCACCCAGGUAACCCCAAAAGAUCAUCAUCUUUCAUUUUGUUCUUUUGGGUCAAUAAGGUUCUUAUUUUAUCCUGUCCCUAUUCAGCCAUGCAGAUGGGGCAACCAGGAGGUGCCAUUGAUGUCACCUAUUGGAAGUUCCAGGUUCCCUGAAUCAGCUGAAAGAGAAAAGAGUAAGGAAGUCAGUGAAGGGUCGACGGGCACUGAAUCUCCGGGGACUGAAGGUAUGGUGGGUCUGGGUGGCUUGAAUCUGAAGACAGAUCCUGUAACCCUGAAUUAUCACCCCAAACAGUUAACUCAACCCAUAUGGAAGAACAACAGGAGAUCCUGGUCACCGGAGCUUCAUGAAAGGUUUGUGGAGGCUCUGAAUAUCCUGGGAGGUGUUGAAGUGGCUACUCCGAAGCAAAUUAAAGAAGUGAUGCAGGUUGAGGGGCUGACCAACGAUCAAGUGAAAAGCCAUCUUCAGGUUGACUUUGAUCUUUAG
Messenger RNA from Pistacia vera, 699 nucleotides. RefSeq names its product transcription factor LUX-like. The record is from RefSeq and is a predicted model, not a curated record. Lineage: Eukaryota; Viridiplantae; Streptophyta; Magnoliopsida; Sapindales; Anacardiaceae. Bases 1 to 699 code for a protein of 232 amino acids. The transcript has 3 exons. Gene Ontology annotation, molecular function: DNA binding; DNA-binding transcription factor activity. Gene Ontology annotation, biological process: regulation of DNA-templated transcription.